CCCUGAACUCCAGGACUGCCCACCCUACCCUGGGGCUGCCUCUUCUCUUAGUCCUUGGGAACUGCAGGUGACCAGCUGGUGUGUGGACAGUGGCCUGUGGCCCUGUGCUCAGUGCGUGUGAGUGGGUGCGUGUGUGCAGAAACUGAGACUCACCUCCAACGCCAGAGCAUCUAAAGGGCAACCCCCUAUUUUUGGGGGGCAACCUACACCCCCCCCCCCUUAGAGACAGAGGAUCUGUGGAUCAGCUCAAUGCUAUUGCAACAGCGUCAGCAAAGGAGCCCAGAGGAGCCCAGAGGAGCAGCCGUGAGUUAAGAAGGGUGCCAUGCCUGGUGCAUUGGCAGAGCUCUGGACAAACUACAACCUGGCCCUGGAGAAUGGAGACCCACGGACGGACCCCUGGCCCCUGGUGCACUCACCCGUUCCUGUCAUCUUGCUGCUGCUCCUCUACCUCUUCUUGGUGCUGGUCGGCCCACGAGCCAUGAGCCUGCGGCCACCACUGGGGCUGACCGGACCCCUGGUGACCUACAACCUGGGGCUGGUGCUUCUCUCCGGAUACAUGUUCUAUGAGUUCUUGACCACCUCCCUCCUGGCCAACUACAGUUAUUUCUGCCAGCCUGUGGACUCCAGCCAGAGUGAGCUCAGCAUGAGGAUGGCGUGCGUGUGCUGGUGGUGUUUCUUCUCGAAGGCCAUUGAGCUUCUGGACACGGUUUUUCUUGUCCUACGGAAGAAGCAGAAGCAACUCACAUUCCUGCAUGUCUACCACCAUGGCACCAUGCUUUUGAACUGGUGGGCUGGGGUCAAGUAUGUGCCAGGGGGUCAAGCCUUCUUCGUGGGUAUGCUGAACUCUCUGGUUCACAUCUUCAUGUACCUGUACUAUGGAUUGGCCAGUCUGGGGCCCCAAGUGCGGCCCUACCUGUGGUGGAAACGGUAUCUCACUGUCCUGCAGCUGGUGAGAAUACCCCUGGGGCCUUGGGUCCAAGGCUCAAUCCCAUCCUCUGCCCUUGACAGCGAGGACUUGCAAUUGGAUCUGAGCAAACCCUUCUCACUGCUCCAUUUCCCACCUGGACAGAGGCUCAUUUUCUCCUGGAAUCUUCCCUGGUGGUUGGGCCUGGAGCCUGGAUGUCCUUGCCCCUCCUCAUCCCCCAGUUGAGAAAUGGGAGUGCUGGGUGCCAUGACCCAGAAACACUUUCUUCUGCAAGUCUGUGACCAGGGGUCAAGCCUGCUCUGUCUGUUUUGUUUAUUCUUUGGGGAAGGGAGUACCUCCUAGUCCAAUCUUAAGUGUCCUGCAGGGGGCACAGGAUGGAUGGAGUUUGUCACUCUGAUAGGAGCCAUGAGUCUGCCAUGGACUUUAUUUUCCAUUUCCAAAGUGUAGGAUGGAUGCCCCCUGCUGGUAAACAGUAGUUAAGCCAAGGGUGGCCGGGAAAUAGCCCAGUAUUAUGUAGGGUAGCCUGUCUGGGUUUGAUCCCCAGUUGUAAUGACACCUUGUUGAGGUCAUGAAGCCAUGGUCAUGAAGUCUAAACUCACCAGUUAGGCCCUGGUGGUCUGUGGCAUCACAGAGCCUGAGCUUCACCACCUCCUUGAACCCUAGCACCCAGAAUCUCUGAAAGUACCCCCUUCUCCAGUUCUUUGAGCACUGCUUGGAAAGUCCCCCUCAGCUCCUCUAAAGUGAAGGGUCCAGAAGGAACAUCCCACCAUGAUGCUUCCAUCUCUUCCAUAUCCCCCCAGGGCCAGUUUGCUGCCAUUGCUGCUCAUUCCUCCUACAAUCUCUUCGCUGAGUGCUCCUUCCCUGAUGGAUUCAAC
Molecule: messenger RNA, 1800 nt
Organism: Suncus etruscus (white-toothed pygmy shrew)
Lineage: Eukaryota; Metazoa; Chordata; Mammalia; Eulipotyphla; Soricidae
Product: elongation of very long chain fatty acids protein 4-like
Exons: 7
Coding region: 323-1150 (275 amino acids)
Biological process (GO): sphingolipid biosynthetic process; fatty acid elongation, saturated fatty acid; very long-chain fatty acid biosynthetic process
Cellular component (GO): endoplasmic reticulum membrane
Molecular function (GO): fatty acid elongase activity
Source: RefSeq, a predicted model, not a curated record